UAGGAAGGCCACGUGGUUGUGAGAUGUCCAGGACUUCCAGGUGUAAUAAUACUUCUAUCUAAUAAACCCUUCCAUACCAGUUAUACAUGUCCAGUUUUGCGAGUUCACGCUUCUUUUAUUGGAGAGACUGACAACUUAUACAUCGUUUAUACAUACAAUUAAAAUAAACUAAAGGCUGCUCCCACUCUGCAUAGCGAAGUUUUGCGUGUGUUGCCUUCUGUUAAUCGAACUAUUACAUUGUUCUAUUACGCUUCAUAUGGGAUCAAUAGAAACAGUCUUUCAAGCAUAUGGUCUAUAAAUCCAGAGUUUUAAAGGCGUGACCAUGCUGAUGCUGACAUGUACGAUUCCCGGUUGGUCCAGAAAAUUUUCGAAAUGGUAAUUUCCAUGGGCAAAUGGAAAUCGGGCAUAGAGUAUUUUCAUUCCUGUCACAAAUGCAACAUGGUGAUUGGCAAAGGGAGCUCUAAUUAAUAACUGUAGAAGUGCUCAUAGAACACUAAUGAAAUUGCAUUUCACUAAUUCAGACAUUUCCCUGCGUUGUGGUACAUUUUCGCAAAGCUACUACACGGCUCGUUGCACUAUCACACUUUCCCGCUGUUUGAAAACCUCAUAGGAAUUCUGGAAACCUUAUCUGAAGGAAUCCAGUCUCAGAAAAAUCCGAGAGUCCAAGAAGUAAACCGGAAGGAAUCGCAAGAGGAAUAAUUAUGAGGCAGAUAAUUUUUUUGUCCUUUGCCUUACUAGUCGGCUGGUAUGUCUGAGAUAGACGAAAAAACUCAAAUUUCGAAGACACAGUGUGUGUUUAAUUGACAACUUGAGAGGUAAAUUUUGUUAAAAAUUACCACUUGUAUUGGUGGGAUUCGAGAGUGUGGAAGAUUGACAUCUAAGCCAAAAGUUGUGAAAGUUGUUUUUUUUAGAAUCGUAACUUAUUCUGUGGCUAAGUUGGUUAAAGCACCGGAUUAGUGAUACGGAGUCGUGGGUUCGAAUCCCACCAAAACAAGUGGUAUUUUUUUCACAAGUUUAUCUCUCAAUUUGUAAAUUAAACACACACUGUGUCUUCGAAACUUGUGUUUUUCGUCAAUUUCAUGAGAAUCUUCAAAAGAAUCCUGGGAGAGUUCCCGAAAAUAACAUGAAGCUAUCCCGAGGCAAAUCUCUGAGAAAAUCGCGAGGGAAAUUCCCGUGAAAAUUCCAGAAGGAAUUCCUGAGAUAACCCUGAUUAAGUCCCAUGUGAAAACUCUGAAGUCAUGAGAGGAAUCCUUGGAUUAGCUGCGUGAAGAAACAAUGAAGAAGUCUAGAAGAAAUCCCUGAAAGAAUCCUGGAAGAAUCUCCGAAAAAAAUCCCGGAGGCAUCUUCAAAGGAAUCCAGAGAGUAAUCUUUAAAGGUAUCGUGGAAGGAAUAAUGAAAGCAGUCAAUCAUGAAUCCCAGAUUAGCUAUUGGGAUAAAUGACGUAAAUAUAAGAACGGUUAAAUUUCCAUUUCAUUUCAUUCAGUUUUAAAUAAAAGAAUUUCUAGCAAUCAAAGUGCUAAGCAAGCUCCAUACUGCAGACAACCUGUAAAUUUACAAUCCAAUGAAGUGUGGCUUACCGCAAGAGAUGGAUUAUAAAUUACUUAUAGAGUUUAUUCCGAAAUAGUGCUUUGACUUCUUCGGAAAUUUUCGAAUAGUUUUGGCGUUUUAGUCUUUUCGGGGUCAAAAACAACUAAAUGUAUUCUUCUUCCAACGUUUCGAUCCUUAUUGGAUCUUCCUCAGGGAAUCUGUAAUUUAUUAUAGUCAUUUUCAUUGGUUUUAACACAUUGGACUAGACUUAACACAAACCGAAUAAAAUUGUUGCUUUUUCGUCCAGUGGUACUUUUUUAAAACUUUUAACCGUCAUUUGUUGUUUUUGCUAUAAAAGGUUAUUGUCAAUUAAGGAAUACCUUAAUGUCACUGUCUACUUACAAUUUGUCCGUUUUUUUCCGUUCCGAAAAACCUUCAAAUUCAAAAAGAUAAUUUCUGUUAAUCGAAAACCGGACCGCUAUCCACUAUUUUGCGUACAAUUUUUAAAAUGACAGUUUUAGUUUGUUCUAUUCGUGUGUUGUGUGUUCGGUUUCAAAAUUACUAGGGUAAGAAAUCAAACUUUGAACUAGUCAAAAUGUAAUCUUAAUUUGAACUAUUUUGAAAUUCAUUGAAAUGGCGUACUUUUUGGGCAAAUAUUGACCCGAAAAGGUGUUAAACAGUUUUCCGUAAUAUAAUCUGAUAACAUAAACUUUAAAAGCAUUGAAAAAAGCAUUUUUGACAUCGAAAAUAAGCAAAUGAAAAAUCACUGUGAUUUUCACCUAUUUCCCCUCAGAGAAAGCACAUUUUCGGUGCACCAAUACAGGUCAAGCAUUGCAUCACACGCAAUAAGUGAAUACAUCAAAUGAAAGCUUAUUUAUCGUAGAAUCGACCAACCGAAUAAUAUUCGGCAUUAUUUCUCAUAAAAUUAUCAAAUUAAAGUGAUUCUUACUUGGAGCAUGUUUUCUUAAGUUGAACCAUUUGUAAUUUAAAUUUGAACUAGUAAACGGGGGCGAGCUUCCAUUGUUGGCCUGCAGACUGCGCUAGUGGUUGCUUUGUUUACUCUUGAAGGAUGAAAAAUUCAAAUUUAGUUUCCAAAUUCCUAAAGAAUUUCGAACAUUCUGAGUUGAGGUUCCACUGCCUAAUGAUAAAUAGGUAUGAGAAUUAGCAGAUUCAUAUGAUUUUUAAUUGUUUAGCAUGGAAUUGGCUGUUUUGUGAGUUGCUAGAGCUGCUGCUGCCAGUAGUUCAAAUUAAGAUUAAAAUUGGUUCCAAUUAUGAUUACGAUGGUUCAAAUUAAGAUUAAAAUAAUUGUUGAUGAAAAAUCGAAUAUUUCAAUGAAAUUCGGUGCAAAUACAUACUUUUUACCAUUGAACAGAAAGCUUAUACCCGUGGCUUUUAUGUACAUAAGAUUUUGCCGUAGUAAAUUAUUUCUAUGUGGGAGAAAAAAUCACUUAAAAUUUGCACUGCCUCAGAAAGCCACAAAUUUGGUUCAAAUUUUGAUUACCUACCUUAUAAUAAAUUACCGAUUCCCUGAGGAAGAUCAUUUAAGGAUCGAAACGUUGGAAGAAGAAAACUUUUAGUUGUUUUUGACCCCAAAAGACUGAAACGCCAAAACUAUUUCGAAAGUCUUCAAAACAGUCGUCGUCAAUAUAGUGAACUUCUUCGGAAAUUCCCCCGGGCGUUCCUAUGAAAAUUACAACAGGAAUGCAAACGGUGCUCUUUUUCAAUUGCAAUUCUUUCAGCAACUUUAUUGAGAAAUUCUCCGCGAGUUCCAUUGGAAAUUUCUCUAGGAGAUUUUUUAGAAUGCUUUCAGAAGUUUGAACAAAAAUUCUUGAAGGAGUUCAAUCGCAAAUUCAUUUGGGAAAUCCAUUCGAAAUUCCACCAGAGUUCCUUCACAAAAUGAGUUCUGUCGGAAAUUUUCCGAUGAGUUAGUUAGAGCUCAACUCCCGAGCCGAGCGGACGCGGUUGUGUAUCGCAGUCGAUUACGGGAGCCAUACUCCGGCUAAUUUGUGGUCAGUUUCUUAAUUUCGAAAUAGUGAAUUCGUUUCGUGGUGUUCGCGUCGGGAUCGCCGCAAUCGCGUGCAAAUGUCCGCGAUUAAACGCCGCGAAAACACAUUUCGCGUCGAUUAUGCGAAUGUGCCGAAAAAGCCCACCUCUGAGGAGGUCCACCAAUUUGUCGGUGUGACGCUAGGGCUGAAACGCGAAGAGGUGCUACGAAUACAGUACAGCCGAAGCAAUGGAAUCGCUUACGUCAAAGCGACUAGCUUGGAAGUAGCACAGAAAACUGUCGAGGAACACGACAAUAAACACGAGAUGACAAUCGAUGGAAAACCAUACAAGCUACGUCUGCUGAUGGAGGAUGGAGCAGUCGAGGUGCGGCUGUUCAACCUCUCCGAGGAUGUCACGAACGAUAAAAUCGUCAAAUUCCUUAGCGCCUUCGGAGAAUUACAUUCUAUUCGGGAAGAGCUGUGGGACGACGGCCACCUGUUCUCCGGUCUACCGACUGGUGUACGAACUGUUCGAAUGACGGUAAAAAUAAACAUUCCCUCAUACGUCACGAUCGACGGCGAGAGAACCAAUCUAGCCUAUUACGGUCAGCAGCAGACUUGUAAGUAUUGCAGUGAGCACGUACACAACGGCGUCUCCUGCGUACAAAACAAAAAGCUGUUGGUUCAAAAACUGGCAGCGAACAGUACGUCAUACGCCGAUGUUAUGAAACACCCGAAUCUCCCUCGUACAAAGCCUUCGUCAUCGCAGCGGAGACCAGAUCAACUAGCGGUAAAGCUAGGCAGACAGCCUACCCAAAAAGCGGCAAACGAGAAUGCCGAUCCGACGACAAGCCGUUCGAUGCACCUACCGGGCAACGACCAAGCUAACGACGACAACAACCAUGCUACGAAGUCAGAUGAGCAGCAGCAAAAGGGACACGAAAGCGAACCGUGGGUCAGAGUACCUAACACGGAGAUCAGCGAUGCACAAAAAAGCCGACGGUAAUGAAACAGAUUCGUCAACCUCCAGCAGACACUCGUUCAAACGUCCUGCCGGGAAGAAGAUGCGGUGCGAUGGUACCGACGACUCUGAAAACAAAGACACCCACCAAUAAACCAUCCUCUUCACCAGUUAUAACGUUGCGACAGUAAACGUGAACACGAUCACGAGCAACACCAAAAUAAAUGCGCUACGAACGUUCAUACGAACACUGGACAUCGACAUUCUGUUCCUCCAAGAAGUAGAAAAUGAUCAGCUUGUUCUACCCGGCUUCAACGUCAUUGCGAAUGUUGACCACGCGAGAAGAGGCACUGCCAUCGCCUUGAAGGACCAUAUCCAAUUUUCGAAUGUGGAAAAAAGUUUGGAUGGGCGUUUGGUCGCUGUGCGUGUCCAAGACACAACGUUGUGCUGCAUCUAUGCACCGUCCGGCACUGCCUAUAGAGCCCAGAGAGAGCGAUUUUUCAACAACACUCUGGCCUACUAUCUUCGUCACCAAACAGCACAUACCAUACUCGCCGGCGAUUUUAAUUCCGUUCUUCGCCAAUGCGAUGCUACGGGAAACAACUCUAGCCCAUCUCUCCGAACCAGCGUACAACAGCUGAACCUUCACGAUGUGUGGGUCAAACUUCGUCCCAGGGAUUUCGGCCACACAUACAUUACCGCUAACUCGACAUCACGCCUGGAUCGCAUAUAUGUCAGUGGUAGCCUGUGUGGUCAUCUGCGAAACAUACAGGGGAUAGACAAAAUGAUCGGGACAGGCAAAAUUUUCACUUUUCAAAAAGUGUUCAACUAGCUGUAACUUUUCGAAAAGUGCAUCAAAUAUUCUCAAAUUUUUACUGUAAGUUCAUCAACUACAUGUGUGUCAGUGGUCCAAAAUUAGAAAAGAUCGGGUCAUUCUCCACGAAGUUAUAAAGAUUCUUGAAAAAGGUGAAAUUGUCCGAUAGCCAACUUUGAGCUGUUAUAUCUCCGGAUUCAAUGAACCGAUUGAAAUGAAAUUUUGACCAUUUAUGACUUAUAUAAUGAGCUAUGAAAAACCAUUGACUUAACUUAAUAUUUUUAACACGGAAGAAAAUUAUAACGAUUAGAUUAUUUUUCUAAUAAAACACCAAAUUUUCCAAAAUAUCAACAUCGUUUCAAAAUUCAAGAUGCAAAUUAUAUUUCAUUUAAUUUCCCUCUAAUUGACUUAUAUAUAAAUGUGUUUUGAAGGAAAGUAACAACAUAGCUACCAAUAAAUUGAAAAAGUUAUAGAAUGCAUAUUAAAAAUGGACCAAUUUACUAAAAAAUCGUGAAAAAAUUAAAAUCGCUAUAAUUUUGUCUCUUGUUAAAAAUUUCAAGUUAAGUCAAAUGUUUUCCAGAGUUCAUUAUACAAGGGAUAGACAAAAUGAUCGGGACAGGCAAAAUUUUCACUUUUCAAAAAAUGUUCAAUUAGCUGUAACUUUUCGAAAAGUGCAUCAAAUAUUCUCAAAUUUUUACUGUAAGUUCUUCAACUAGUUGUGUAACAGUGGACAAAAUUUGGAAAAGAUCGAGCAUUUCUUCACGAAGUGAUAAAGAUUUUUGAAAAAGGUAAAAUUAUCCGAUAGUCAACUUUGAGCUGUUAUAUCUCCGUAUUCAAUGAACCGAAUGCAAUGAAAUUUUGACCAUUUAUGACUUAUAUAAUGAGCUAUGAAAAACCGUUGAAUUGAAUUAAUAUUCUUAACACGGAAGAAAAUUAUAACGAUUAGAUUAUUUUUCUAAUGAAACACCAAAUUAUCCAAAACAUCAACAUCGUUUAAAAAUUCAAGAUGCAAAUUAUAGUUCAUUUAAUUUCCCUCUAAUUGACUAAUAUAUAAAUGCGUUUUGAAGGAAAGUAAUAACAUAGCCGAAAAUAAGUUGAAAAAGUAAUGGGAUGCAUAUUAAAAAUAGGACAAUUUAGUAAAAAAUCGUGAAAAAAAUAAAAUCGCUAUAACUUUUUCGCUUGUUAAAAAUUUAAAGUGAAGUCAAAUGUUUUCCAGAGUUCAUUAUAUAAGUCAUGAAUUGUCAAAAUUUCAUUGCAAUCGGUUCAUUGAAUACGGAGAUAUAACAGCUCAAAGUUGGCUAUCGGAUAAUUUUACCUUUUUCAAAAAUCUUUAUAAUUUCGCGAAGAAUUGUCCGAUCUUUUGCAAAUUUUGUCCACUGAUACACAACUAGUUGAAGAACUUACAGUAAAAAAUUGAGAAUAUUUGAUGCACUGUUCAUUUUUUGGAAAGUGAUAAUUUUGCCUGUCCCGAUCAUUUUGUCUAUCCACUGUAUGUUCAUCAUUGGUACAAAUUUGGGCUCGAUUGAUUAAUUUUUCGCGAAGUUAGAACCGUUCGAGUAAAACAUUAUUAUUUCGACAACUCAUUUUUUAACUGUCAUAUCUCGGAAACCAGCAAACCGAAUUGAAUGAAUUUUUUAACGUUUAUCAACAAUAUAUUGAUACUUAAUACGACAUUAUAAAAUGUAAUAUUUUCUCAUGGCGAAUUAAGUUAUACCGGAUUGAAAUUUUUACCCAUAUAGAGGAAAAUAAGUCAAAUUUACAAUACCACACAAAAAUUACUAAAUGUGUUCUUCCUUCAAUCUAAAUAGGCUCUAAUAUAUCUGAUUAGAGAUAACUUGAGAACAGAAGUGGAAAAUCUUUGGAUAUCAACACUAAAAUUUAUUGACAUUGAUGUAAAAAAAUUACAUUUUUUCGAGAAAAAUCCAAAAAGUGUCAAUCCAUGAUAACUUUUUUUCAACGUUUAAAAAGUACCAAUGUUUUAAUAGUUUGUGAAGCAUUUACAUAUUGUUAGUGUACGUUCAAAAUUUCAUUCAAUUCGGUUCGCUGGUUUCCGAGAUAUGACACUUCAAAAAUGAGUUGUCUGAAAAUUUGUGUUUUACCCGAACGGUUCUAACUUUGCGAAAUAUUAAUCAAUCGAGCCCAAAUUUGUACGAAUGAUGCACACAUAAUAGGUUGACAAACAGUCAAAAUUUGAGAUUUUUUGAUGCGCUCUUUGAAAAGUUAUAGCUUGUUGUACUUUUUUGUGAGAGAAAAAAAGUUGCCUAUCCCAAACAUUUUGGCCAUCCCCUGUAUAUCUGAAAGUGUCUUUGGAGAAAUCACUGGAGGAAAUUCUUGAGGAAUCUUUGAAGGUAUUAAACCGUAUGAAAGCAACCCCAGCAGGAAUUCCUAGAGAAUUCCAUAAGGCACUUUAGGAGGCAAAAUAUAGAAAUCUUUGGAGAAAUCUUCUUGGAAUUCCUCCAAAAAUGCACGAUGGAAUAAGAAUUCGAAACUUUUUUGUUGGGAUAGCUUUAGAAGUUUAUGCAUGGAUUCUUUUACAUAUUCGUCCUGUGACUGCUCCAAUGAUUUCUCCAAGAAUUCUCUUGAGUUUUCUCCUGCAAUUUUUUUCCGAGGAUUCCAUUAGGAACUGAUCUUAGAGUAUCAAAAGAUUUUCCUGUUCGGCUCUUGGGGGUUUUCCAAGAAUUCCAGGAGGAUUCCCAAUAGGAAUUGCUUGAGGAAUUCUAGCAAAACUUCCUGGUGGAUUCUAUCAGAGUUUUUUGAAUAAAUCCCAGUAGUAUUCCUGAAACAAUGCCAGCGAGAAUUCCUAAAGGAUCCUCAAGGUAGUGGAGCAGAUCUGGUGUGAUGGUUAAAGCACGUGACUAUCACGCCGAGGAUCUGGGAUCGAAUCCCACUCUCAAGGUAAUUUCCAACAGGAAUAUUGAAAGAUAACUCACUCACAAGCACACUAGAUAGCUCACUCACCUAGCAGAUAUAUUCCGGAUCAACUAGUUUAUUACCGAAUAGUGCUGUUGAUCCGAUCGCGAUUUGAACGUCUUUUUCGUGUUGCUGAUUACUUGCUAAUUACAGUAGAAUAUUACGAAGGAAGGUGUGCUAAACGAUUCCACGGUUCAUGUGUAGGGCUAGCCGAACCGACCGUGUGUGCACUAUUCGCUAAAAAUAUUUUAUGGAUGUGUGAUGAUUGCUUGGCUAAUUAUUGCUCGACCCGUGACGCAGAUAUCUCUAUAUCCACCGAGAUAGCCAAACAAAUGCAAUUGAAUCUGACAUUGCGGACCUGAAAGCGAAAGUGGGAGAGAUAAUCGACACCCUUGCUACACUUGUACUUCACCAUCAAAAGCCAUUCAGCGAGAAGCUGUACUCAACUGCCGUACCAUGUGUACCAUCGCCUCCGAACGCAAGCUCUAUUUUAUUAGACGGAACAAAAGUCAGCUACACUAGGGAUACAAGAGAGCUCACAAACAACAGUGGUCAACUCAGCGAUGCGUUUCCUCUGUUCCUCACCAACGUUGAUCGCCACGCUUGUAUGUGAAUGCUUGAAUAUCGACGAUCAGCGUACUGUGAAGAUUCGGAAAUUACUGCCCAAGGGAUGCUCAAUUGACGAUUUGGACUUUAUUUCAUUCAAAGCUGUAUUCAAUUCGAAACUGAAGUACUUGGCCAUGGAUACUGAAACUUGGCUUGUAGGACUUAAAUAUCGAGAAUUUGAAAACCGAUUGACUGCUUGGGCACCAAAAUCAUAAUGUUAAAAAUGCAACCGAUAAUGCCGUUGAACUCACAACUAUGUUUUAGUGCUAUAUGUUUGCAAAUGUUGAUUGUCAAGUUCAUGUCGUGCUUUUUUUACAAAUUUUGUUUGUGUAAGAAGCUGAAGGCAAUUAUAUUAUAUUAUGUUUGAAAGAUUUGUGUAAUUAGUUUUAAGUAUUUCAAUGAGACCACAAAGGUCAGUUGAAAUUAAAUAUGAUAAUAAAUAAAUAAAUAAAUAGCUCUCGAUGACCUGAUCAACUUGGUCGAAAACGCAAUUCUUCUAUGUGGUUUUAUUCUCGUGAUACUUAUGUUUGGAAUUUUCAAGACUCACUAAUGCCAAUCAGUGGAUAUGUUUAGGUUCAAUUAGCUCAUUAUUGGAUAGCUCUGUCCUGAUGUCCUGAUUAACUUUGCCGAAAACUCCGCCUUUACUUAUUUACUAAAUUACGUACUAUCGGAGAGUCCCUGACCUUUCGGCUGUGUAACAAUCGAAUUGAAGCAGUGAACGCUGAAUAAAAAGGAAGCUAGUCAAAAAUAAAUACUAAUACACAGCUGCAAAGCAAACACCAUACAACUACCCAGCUCAGUUUUCUGAAUCCAAUCGCUUGUUGCUGGAGCUGCCUUUACUGCACUCUAUUCUAACUCCGGAAGGUUACCCGGAUUUCGAACUAAUCGAAUAGGAGUUCACACUAAUAAAAUAGCAGCUACUAUACAGUACAAGUUGAAAUGCUGACGAAUCUGCAAACCAGCAGCGUUUUUAAGCUCGUUUUUUGAUAUUAUUACAGCUAGCAACACGGCUUGUCCGAUGUAAACAGUAUUGUCAAAACAAACUUUAAGCGGGAUAUAUGCCUGCUACACAAAUACUUUACGUAUUUGCACGUGUUGUAAUGUUGUGGCACCAACAUCGACUCCGACCACUAUCUGGUGAUGGUCAAACUGCGCCCAAAACUCUCCGUCAUCAACAAUGUACGGUACCGGCGACCGCCACGGUACAACCUAGACCGACUGAAACAACUGGAUGUCGCCUCAGCAUACGCGCAGAAUCUCGAGGCCGCGUUGCCAGACGAGGGUGAGCUCGAUGAGGCCCAUCUAGAGGACUGCUGGAGUACAGUGAAAGCAGCCAUCAACGACGCAGCCGAGAGCACUAUCGGGUACGUGGAACGGAAUCGACGGAACGAAUGGUUCGACGAAGAGUACAGAACGGUUCUGGAGGAGAAGAACGCAGCGAGGGCGGUAAUGCUGCAGCAAGGGAUCCGACAGAACGUGGAACGUUACAAACAGAAGCGGAAACAGCAGACCCGCCUUUUUCUGGAGAAAAAGCGUCGCCUGGAAGAAGCGGAGUGUGAAGAAAUGGAACUGCUGUGCCGUUCUCAAGAAACACAGUUCAUCAGAAGCUCAACACAUCCCGCAACGGCUUCGUUUCGCGAGCCGCGAGGAAUAAAGACGGAGGCCUCUUGACGGACGGACGUGAGGUGAUCGAAAGGAGGAAGCAGUUCGAUCAGCACCUGAAUGGCGUAGAGAACGUAGGCACGGGAGACCACGGCGAUGGAAGAAACGACGACGCCAGUCAGUGCAGCGGAGG
Molecule: messenger RNA, 10598 nt
Organism: Aedes albopictus (Asian tiger mosquito)
Lineage: Eukaryota; Metazoa; Arthropoda; Insecta; Diptera; Culicidae
Exons: 2
Coding region: 3610-4518 (302 amino acids)
Molecular function (GO): nucleic acid binding
Source: RefSeq, a predicted model, not a curated record